AUGGCCAUACGUGCCUUGUACACGCAUCAAAUAACAUUCAGACCACGCCCAGACAAUGGUGCUGGUUUGCUGCUACUAUUGCCCGCUGCAUGCUUGCUCCUGCAACCGCUGAAGCCUGCGAGCGCCGCGGCCGACCGCGCGGCGCUUCCGCCGUCCGCGCGCCUGCACCCCUUCUCUGCGCUCGCGCGCGAGCCCCACAUCCUGCGUCCCGGCGCUCCUGCAUCGCCGCCGCCAAGAGCCCCCACGCGCGGGCGCGCGCUGCCUCGUCGCGUUGACAUCGCCCUCCUGGCCCCGCGCGCGCCUCCCCGUCCUCCUACACGCCCGUCCGCGCCGGACUGCCACGGCUGUCCGUCCACGCACCGGCUGGCUCCGGGCCCCUACCGGCUGCUGGGUGCUCCACGCCAGCCGGCUCCGGGCCCUCGCCGGCUCGCCUCCGCCCUGUCGGUCUGCUGCCGGCUCCGCGCGCCUCGCGCGCCCCUCGCCGGCUCCGGCGCUCGCCGUGUGCGCCGCUCGUCCGGGUUGCCGCUGCCGCCUCCCGCGCGCCGGCCGGGUGGCUACCGCCGAGUCCGCCUCGCCUGGCCGGCCUCCCCCGUGCCGGCUGCUCCUCCGCCCGUCUCCGGCUGCCCCGGGCCCGGCUCCGCCCGUCGCCGGCUCCCCCGCGCCCGUGGCCGCCUGCUCCGGUCCCGCUGCGCCGGCUGCGGUGCCCCGAUGCCUCCCCGCGCCGGCUCGGCCACGCGCGUCCGCCUCCAUCCGACCUCACUGCCGUGUCGCCCGCUGCGCCGGCUGCGGCUCCCUGCCGCCUCACGCAGCAUCGCCGGCUCCUGCGCCGGCCGGCCUCGCCGCGCCCGCCUGCUCCCGCAGCCGGCUUGCCACCAGCUGGCUUCACGCACGCGUUGUGGCUCACCCGCCGGGUCACGCCCCAACCGGCUGUUCGAGAAGAGAGAAGGGGCCGGCUGGAAAGAGUUUCCGGGUUAA
This is a messenger RNA of Aegilops tauschii subsp. strangulata, 975 nucleotides long. The record is from RefSeq and is a predicted model, not a curated record. NCBI's taxonomy places the organism in Eukaryota, Viridiplantae, Streptophyta, Magnoliopsida, Poales, Poaceae.